AUGUCUGAGGAGAAUCACCAGGACCAUCACGAUCAGCCUCAGGAUCAUUCUGGCUCAGAUGGCCAGGUUUCUGACGAGAAUCACCACAAUAACGAGGGCCAGGAGGGCCAUCAUGAAGUACAGAAUGCUGGUCAUGAACAUGAUCAUCAGUCAGAUCAGCAUAACGGUCAUACUGGUAGUGAAUCUGCUGAAAACAGUCAUGACCAGGAUCAUGAUCAUGUAGAUAAGACGGCUACUGGUGGAGAUGACGAGCAUGACAUUGAAGAGUACGGCUCGCCUAUUGUAGAACCAGUGGAUGGAAUCGUCAAGAUCGAGCCUCUUCAGAGCCCUAGACCGGUGGGAGAACCUGAUAAUGAGUUUCAUUUGACUGAUUCUCCAACUCAUAACGAGUCUGGUGAAGCUGAAGCUGCGGCUGCUGAGGGUGAAAAUGCAGAUGCUGCUGCUAAUGGUACUGGAUUCGUGACUCCAGAUGAUACUGAAGCGGUAUCUGACGAGGUUUCAAAAGGCAAAUUAGAUUCACCAGAAGCACCACCUCCUCUACCUUCUAGAUCUGCGGUGCCACCACCACUUCCCCUGAACCAACUAGAUCCAAGUAUCGCAAAUGCUCCUCCUCUUCCACCUAGAAAACGACAGCCUUUCUUUUGGCUUCGUGGCAAAUCGCAGUCCAAUGCGUCGUCUAAUGGAGUCACUUAUCCGGAAAGAACUCAUCAGGUUCAUAAAAGUAGUGCUUCGUCAUUGUCUUCGCCGGAUUACGACCUGCUACUUCAUAGACUAGAUGCCAAUAAUGAAGGAUUAAAGUCACGGGAUGCGAAAGAGAAAGAUGCUUCUGCUACAGGAAUUCUUCAGAUUCAGCAACAUUUCGCUCAAGUCAAGGAACAGGAGCUUCAAACUGCAGCUGCUACCGAUUCAGAUGGGGUUAUCGGUGGACAGGAGGCUAUCGACUGGAAGUUCUGGUCUUUGGUUGUUUCUGAUUAUGCCCAUGUAGCAAGAGCUAAUCCAACUGAGUUGGCAGCAGCCAUUGCACACGGAUUUCCUCCUCAACUACGUGGAUUAAUUUGGCAAUUAGUAGCCUCGUCCAAAUCAUCUACACUAGAAGAGGUAUACCAGUCGAUCAUUCAAGAACCCAGUCCUCAUGAAAAGGCUAUUAAACGAGAUCUUUCCCGGACCAGUUUUAUUAAGAACGCUAAUUCAGACAGCCUGUUCCGAAUCAUCAAGGCUUAUAGUUUAUUUGACCCCGAGGUCGGUUAUACACAAGGAAUGGCGUUUAUUGCAGUUCCUAUUCUUAUCAACAUGUCUGAACCAGAAGCAUUCUGUUUGCUUGUGAGAUUUAUGAAAGACUAUGGAUUCCGAACCAUGUUCCUGCCGGAAAUGCCUGGACUUCAUCUCCGACUGUACCAAUUUGACAGAAUCAUUGAAGAUACACUGCCCACGGUUCAUGUACACUUGGCUCGUCAAGGAGUCAGGUCGUCCAUGUAUGCAUCGCAGUGGUUCCUCACUCUAUUUGCAUAUAAAUUCCCAUUACAAAUUGUGCUGAGAAUCUUCGAUAUCGUUGUCACCGAGGGUAUUGAAGCGAUCCUCCGAUUUGGUGUUGCGUUGAUUAAAAAGAACGCCGCUCAUAUCCAGACCUUAGAAUUCGACUCUGUUCUGACCUUCUUGAAAGAACGGAUCUUCGAUCCCUAUGUCAUUGACCAGCCACAUCUUGGCGGUGAAGCCCAGUAUCUGGUCAACGACCUCGUCAACGAUGCGUAUGAAGUCAAGUUGUUACCGGUAACACUUCACAAGUACGAGAACGAGUACACCGAACUGCAUCGCAUCGAACGUGAGCGGAUCGAGGAAGUCGAGUCGUUACGGCAGGCAAACGGUAACCUGACUCUCCAGGUGAGACGUCUGGAAACCGGCAUGGCUGCUCUCAACCAGGAACACAUCGAAGUGGCCAACGAAAUGGUACAGGGCCGUCUUGAAAUCGCCCGACUCAAAGACGAAAACGAGCAACUGAGUGCCGACCUCGCCGACCUGAAACUGGCCACCGAAGACCAGUCUAAACUGGCCGACCGAGAACUGCGUGAAGAAGUAAGUAUCCCAACCAAAACCUGUGGCGACCACAGACUAACCUACCUCACCAGAUGGAAGCCAUCAAACAGCAAAAUGCCGAGCUGCUGGAGACCAAAGAACGACUCGAGAACCAGCUCACGAACCUGGAAAAAGAUCUUUCGGAGACCAAAAUCGAAUACGCUACGGUAA
This is a messenger RNA of Sugiyamaella lignohabitans, 2241 nucleotides long. It is a transcript of the gene GYP5, whose product is annotated as Gyp5p. Lineage: Eukaryota; Fungi; Ascomycota; Dipodascomycetes; Dipodascales; Trichomonascaceae. Bases 1 to 2241 code for a protein of 746 amino acids. The transcript has a single exon. The record is from RefSeq and is a predicted model, not a curated record.